UUCAAUAUGGCGGAGGACGAGGAGUUGAAUUAUCCAUUAGAAGUUAUUUAUUGUGGAGUUUGUAGCUUGCCCAGUGAGUAUUGUGAAUACAGUCCAAGCUAUGACCAAUGUAAGGAAUGGUGGAAAGGCACUCAUCCAGAUGAAUAUGAAGACAUGAUUGCACAAGUGGCACAGGGUCUUGAAGAGUUAGAUGUUGCUGGAGCAAAAAAGAGACAGACAAGAGGAGGAAAAGGGGUUGUCAAAACUAAGAAGAAGCAAAGUACUGGACCAAAAAAGAUUACAGUUUCUCUGUCACAAAGAAGCAAGAAGAAAUAUGUCACUGUUGUGACAGGUCUGAAGACAUUUGAAAUAGAUAUAAAGAAAGCUGCCAAAUCAUUUGGACAGAAAUUUGCCUGUGGAACUUCUGUCACUGGUGAUGAUGAGAUCAUUAUCCAGGGCGAUGUUAAAGAUGAUCUCAUAGAUUUUAUACAAGAAAAAUGGCCAGAGGUGGAUGACGACAGCAUACAAGACUUAGGAACGAAAAAAUAACGUCUUUUCUUGGAAUUAGAAUAUUUGGUAAUAAAAUUAAUUGUAGCCAG
Molecule: messenger RNA, 578 nt
Organism: Dendronephthya gigantea
Lineage: Eukaryota; Metazoa; Cnidaria; Anthozoa; Malacalcyonacea; Nephtheidae
Product: density-regulated protein homolog
Exons: 8
Coding region: 7-528 (173 amino acids)
Biological process (GO): translation reinitiation; formation of translation preinitiation complex
Molecular function (GO): mRNA binding; translation initiation factor activity
Source: RefSeq, a predicted model, not a curated record